Messenger RNA from Sphaerodactylus townsendi, 4919 nucleotides. RefSeq names its product serine/threonine kinase 32A (gene STK32A). The coding region runs from base 507 to 1697 and encodes 396 amino acids. The record is from RefSeq and is a predicted model, not a curated record. Gene Ontology annotation, biological process: protein phosphorylation; regulation of signal transduction; G protein-coupled receptor signaling pathway. The transcript has 14 exons. Gene Ontology annotation, molecular function: ATP binding; G protein-coupled receptor binding; G protein-coupled receptor kinase activity. Lineage: Eukaryota; Metazoa; Chordata; Lepidosauria; Squamata; Sphaerodactylidae.
UCGAGGAUUCUCAUCCUUCCAGCUUCGAGUCAGGCGUUUAUCCUGAGUGACAGACCCGGUUUAGCGAACCCGCAAACUUGUGGGCUCAAAUGCCUGCUUCGAUCCGGUUCGAAGAGCGAGCGGAGUUCCAGUGAGGGGGAUGGACCUGAAUAAGCGGCUCCUCCUGCAAUCUGCAAACGGGAAACUUCGCUGCAAUAGAGGCUCUCCUCGGCUCUUCUCCCAAGUGUCCUUGCCUCCGGCCGCCCUCCUGCAAAAAGGAGCCUUGACGUACAAACACGCACCAAAUGCAAAGCUGGAGCGGCGCUCUCUCACCCCCUCGACGGUUUUCUCUCCCUCUGCAGCUUCAGGUUGUUCGGGCUGUUUGUCCUGGCCGUUGCUCUGCGUCUCAGUUGCUACUUUCUGCCCUUCCUAAGGCAAGGGUCCACAGUUUGAGAAAAAUACUGCCCUUAAUGCUUUGUUGUACAGAAUAAUGUAAGUGCAGAAGAAAGUUUCCACCCAACACCAAUAUGGGCGCAAACACUUCCAGCAAGUCACCAACGUUUGAUGAGAACGAAGAAGUCACCUUUGACCAUUUUGAAAUUUUGAGAGCCAUUGGAAAAGGCAGCUUUGGAAAGGUAUGCAUUGUUCAGAAAAAUGACACGAAGAAAAUGUAUGCAAUGAAAUAUAUGAACAAGCAGAAAUGCGUUGAGCGGAAUGAAGUGAGAAACGUCUUCAAAGAGCUGCAGAUCAUGCAGGGACUUGAACACCCUUUCCUUGUUAAUCUGUGGUACUCCUUCCAGGAUGAAGAAGACAUGUUUAUGGUAGUGGAUUUGCUUCUUGGAGGCGACUUGCGUUACCACCUGCAGCAAAAUGUACGUUUCCAAGAAAAUGCUGUGAAACUCUUUAUUUGUGAGCUGACGUUAGCCCUGGACUAUCUGCAAAGCAAAUGCAUUAUUCACAGGGACAUCAAGCCUGAUAACAUCUUGCUGGAUGAAUAUGGACAUGUGCACAUCACAGAUUUCAAUAUUGCCACAGUGCUAAACAAGGACAUGCAGGUGACCACCAUUGCUGGCACAAAGCCAUACAUGGCACCUGAAAUGUUCAGUUCCACAAAACCUAUUGGCUACUCCUAUGCUGUUGACUGGUGGUCAUUGGGUGUUACAGCCUAUGAACUUCUUAGAGGACGGAGGCCUUAUCAUAUCCGCUCCAGCACUGCUGCAACGGAAAUUGCCCAUCUGUUCAAAACAGCCACAGUUAUGUAUCCUGCUGCUUGGUCAAAGGAUAUGUUGUCAUUAAUCCAAAAGUUGAUGCAGGUAAAUCCAGAUGAACGGUUUUCUCAGCUGAGUGACAUCCAAGAAAUUUCUUACUUGGCUGAUAUCAACUGGGAUGCAGUUUUGCAAAAGAGAAUAAUGCCUGGAUUUAUUCCUACCAAAGGCAAGUUGAACUGUGACCCAACUUUUGAACUUGAAGAAAUGAUCCUGGAAUCGAAGCCACUUCAUAAGAAAAAGAAACGCUUGGCCAAGAAGGAGAAGGAAAGCAGUAAAGAUGAUUCCAUGGAGGCUUACCACCUUCAGAAAAACCUGGAAUCACUCCAGAGGGACUUCAUCAUUUUCAACAGAGAAAAGAUGAGGAAACAACAUAAUGAAAUGCAAGAGAACCUGACUCUGGCGCAAACCAAAGAUGACCAGGAAGAAGACGACCAGAAUAAUAAUUUGUGAAACUGAUUUUGCUUCAGCUCUGGUGAUAUCUUUGAAGGUCUUGGUUUGUACCUUACCAGUUUCAUGGAGCUCAAAUCAAAUGCUGCUAUCAUGUCAAGGCAGAUGUCUUGCUCUGAGCCUUCCAAACCUGCAGCUGAGUGUCUCCUUCUGCCGUAAGGAGUUAAGCUCUAGUAUCUUGCCUCAGUAGAUAAGGCACAGAGUCUCAUUUUAUAAUUUUUUAAAAACUUGAUUAUAGACAGCAAAUAAUGUUUUGUUUUCCCCAACAAGUACGCAGAAUGGUGGAAGGUCAAUUUCACAUUUUUUUCUUUUGACAAGACAUUGGAAUAUUGACAUCAGUUAUAUCCAACUGCUUAUAGGAAACAGAAGGCCUUUAUUAAGGGUUUGCUUAUGAGAUGGCGGCAUUUUUUAAGUGGUGUUUCAGAACGAAGGGCUAGAACCACAAUUGCUCAAAUGCAGUGCAAUGGAUUCCAGUGGCAAUAUCAAAUGUUGUUAGUAAUAGCAAUUGCUCUGUCCUACAGCUUAUAUUCAAUUCAUCACCUUAAAAUAUACAAAGGGAAGUGCUUUUUUGUUAUAGUCUCUUUCAAUAUUGACAAUAUAUGUUAUAAAUAGAUUAAUUUAGUGCAACUUCAGACAGAGGAUGUGAGUAUGGCCUUAGAGCUGCAAUGCGAGUCAGAAACCAAACUAAUGAUCAGGGUGUAACAAAUUCCAGAAUAGUGGCUGAGCCAUAUUAGUCUGCAGUAGCAAAGAACAACACAAGUGUUUGGGCAUCUUGAAGCCAAACAGAUUUAUUGUGACUUACUUGAGAUAAUAUGUAACUUUAUAAGGUCUACCCCUAAGACUUGCUUAUAGAACACACCAGCAAGUUCAAUAGCCUACUUCAGCCAUUAUAUUGGACAGGAAAGAUGAUUUUAAAACAUUUUAAAUAAGGGGGAGCCAUAUUAGCCAAGCCAUAUUAGUCUGCAGUAGCAAAGAACAACAGAGGUGUUUGGGUACCUUGAAGCCAAACAGAUUUAUUGUGACUUACUUUAGAUAAUAUGUAACUCUCCAAGGUCUAUCCCUAAGACUUGCUUAUAGAGCACACCAGCAAGUUCAGUAGCCUACUUCAGCCAUUAUAUCGGACAGGAAAGAUGAUUUAUAAACAUUUUAAAUAAGGGGGACUACUAGGAAAACCAGAGUGCUGUUUACUCAGAUUACCUGCUAAAGGUUGAUGUUGUGUGGUUUGUGAUUAUGAGGUACCUUAUUUAUUUUUCCACGUUGUUAAGUUUUAUAUGAAGCUUUGUAGCAUUAGCUAUUUGAGCCAAUAUAAAUGCGGAUUUUCUGGGACCUGCCAGAAGUUUGAGGUAAGCCUCACAUUAUUAAGAUUACUACUUGUAGGAAAAUAAUAGUAUGUAGCCAUUAAGACUGAAAAUUCAUCAUGGCCCCGUCCUCCCAGCUCAUUUAAUCUCUUCUUACACUACUGACAUAGAAACAAAGCCAAAAUCUAAAAAUGGAUUCUUUUACAAGGCAUUUGUAAUUCUAGUCAAAAUGGGGUAAAUAUCUAAAUGGUAACAAAUGGCCUUUCACUUUCAAGAGCAUCUUAUACAAUGUAAUGAACCUUCUCAGAAACUAGCAGGCAUUAUUUUAAAGUCCUACUGAUUUCAAAGGGAGAGUUAAGCCCCUCCCAUUUCACAGGCUUUUAAAACUCUUUGUUAAUGUUAAUUAAAAGAUGCUGGACACCAUUUUGUAGAAGGGCAAGGAGUCAUUGUUCACUGUAUAACCUAGCAAGCAAUCCAGACUUUUUAAUAGCCACACUGCAAACCUUCUACUGCCAAAACCUGCAUUCUAUUAAUCUCAGGCUUCUCUUGUAUUCACUUCUGGAAUAUGUAGUUUAUCUGUAUGCACUACAAAUAUCUGCAAUGGAGGAACAGGGUGAUACCCACCCCUUUUUUAAAAAAAUAAACAAACCACCUGACUGGACACUGAAAAAGAAUAGUUGUCUUGGAUAUUACAGUAAUGGGGAUUGUCCCAUUGACUACAUCCCAUCCCAUUCUUAUUUAUGCAGAAAAUAAUUGUCAGUUUAGUUUGAAGUAAACAUUCUGUUGCUGUUUUAAUAACUCAUGUCCAAGUUGAGUCCUCUUGAGAGGUAAUCAUUCCAAAGCCAGACAAGAUUUCUGUAGAACCCUCCCCAAAACAUCUGCAAUGGUUUUGAGAAGAUAACCACAACCUUGAGAGUGCAACCAACAGCUGUUGUGACAAUUACACUCAAGAAAAUGUGCUGCUUUAUAGAAAUGUUUUAUCUGAGACUCUGCUAUAGUCUUAUAAGCAGGAAUAUCACCAGAGUUCCAUUAUAGGACAGUAUCUUCCUAUCCAAAAGAUGGCCUUUCUUUAGUCCUGACACAUUCACUAUACUAGAUAACUAUCUGAAUUGAUUUUUUUCAAGCUGUGCUAAACUUUGUCCACAAUAUUGCAGGGACACUUCACUGACAGUAACAACUCUGGCUGUUCUCUGUUAAUGCAGAGAUCUAGACAGAACAGCUAAACAUUCACAUAUUGUUUCUUAUCUGGCUACCGCCCAACAAUCAGUGAAAAAUCAAGGAAGGUCCAUAGUUUACAAAUAUUAUAACAAAGUGAAUAAAUUGGUAUUUGCUGCUUUAUUGUAUCAAGAAAAAUACUUACAUUCUUUAACACAAUUUUCAAUCACACUUAUCAGAUACUACCUUGUAAGCCUAAGCACUAUCUAAACGCAGUGGUUUUGCUUCAGUGCCAUUGGAGUGAUGUGUGAGAGGGAUAGCGCUACUAGAGACGUUCCUUCCUGUUCUAGGAAGCCAUAUCAUUGGAAGAAAGUGUGUAUCGGGGGGUGGGGGUGGGGGUGGUGUCUGGCAGGGGAGAAAUUUUCCAGUGUUUGCUUUUUUAAAAGGCUGCAUGAGAGCUACCCUAUUUGAGUGGAAGCGUCAAGUGCUCCACCUCUACCCAUUCAAAGUACUUUUUGUAUCACCAGUGGUAUCAAGUAGGUUCCCCAGACAUGCAGUUAAAUUCCACACCACACUUGUUAGCACAACAGAUCUGUUACUUAUGGAUUAAAAUGGGUAAUUUACAGCAAUAUCACACUACAGUCGGAUACUGGAAAAUGUAUUUUCCCAUCAGUUGGCAUGGUGUGUGUGAGUGGGGGUGUGGGGAACAUUGGCUCAAUGUUCCACAACAGGAACUUUGCAUUUAAUGAACAAUAAACUUGAAUAGAAAGCU